This is a messenger RNA of Xyrichtys novacula (pearly razorfish), 2210 nucleotides long. The record is from the annotation of a GenBank genome assembly. Lineage: Eukaryota; Metazoa; Chordata; Actinopteri; Labriformes; Labridae.
ACUUGGGCCUGUUACACACGACCAGAAAGGAAAGGAACGUCGUACGCUCAUUGGCUGAUUGGCUUUUAGGUUCAUUAAAUAAAAAGAAAAAACUAUUUUCAACCGAAGUGAGACGUCUUAAGGAAGCGAAUAGCAUCAGAAGGAGAAUAAACAUGGCAGGAGAGAAAUGCGAGUUCGAGCAAACCUUUACCUUUACUCCUCUUCCCUCGAAGAAGCCCUCUUUCUUACAGGAUAAAGACACGUUAGCGUUGUUAAUGAAAUGGUGAGUUCUGAAGUUUGUCUUCCUUAAAGCGUAAUAGAUUUCAGCACAACAUCACUUCAGGUGUUCAUGUUAACCCGGGGCUGUGAUGGAUGAUGUGUUUGUGUUUGGUCAUUUUAGGUCGAUGCUUGGGAGGAUGUCAGCUCAGACUUUCAGCUUUGACCAGACCUUUUACCCUUACAAUAGUGAAAAGUUUGCACUGGUACGACCCAUAACAAUGACUGAUAUAUUUAAGUCGCUCCUUCCUUUUUUCAUAGAAAAUGAUGCUUAAAAAACCCAAAUACCUGUUGUCUGUUUUGAUAAAGUGUCCUCUCAUGUUUGGUCUGAUUAGAGUGAUUUUGUUGUCACUUUACAUCUGCAGGGUUUCUUCAAAGAUCCUACUGUAGUUUCCACAUUGAGGACCACAAUAGAAGGAGCCUGGGCGCCUAUUGGUAUGCCUCAAAUCACCUAAAGUGGAAAAUUGGUCUCAUCUGCAGGACAAUAAUUCAGUUUUGUGUCUUUUCUGUGUGUUUUGUAGACAAGCCAGUGGUGUGUGUUGAUGUGGAGCAGGUGCCCUGCACUCAGGUCUCCAUGGAGCUGUUUGAUCCCAUCUACUCCUGUGGGAUCCUGAGGCCCUCUGGACAUGUAGUCAAAUGCUUUCAUGACAUCUACCCAGAUUAUGAUGAACUCAGACAGGUUAAUCUCUCUGUCUGUUUUUUUCUUUUUAACCACUGGUGUCUGCCUUUCUUUUUUUAAUCAAUGUAGAGUGAGGUCACAGCUCCUCUGUUUUUCCAGAUGCUACAGGAGGAAGACUCCAAGUGCUACUAUGUGAUUGGGAGAGAGGAGCGAAGAGAAUUUCUGUUUCGCAUCUUCAAGCAUCUGUGCAUCGGAGGAGAGCUCUGUCAGUAUGAAGACAUGGUGGAUCCAUACAUCAACACCACAAAGCUUAUCUAUAAGGACCUAAUCAGGUGGGUUGAAUCUACCUGUCUUUGCUGUCACCCUUAAACCACUUCUGUCCAGUAGGCUCAGUUAUUUUCUGAAUUAUAAGUCUAACCUUUGCUGCAUAGUGUCCAGAAGGAUCCAGAGACCAAGAAGAUCAGCGUUGUCUCCACUGUCCUAAAAGUCUGUGCCCAUGUGAGUGUUGGCUCGUACGUCUAUUCCAGUCAGAAGUUUGCAAACGUGCAAUCAUGUUUAUAUUACAAAUUAAGGAGUGAUCAAAAUACAGCGUUAAAGAUAGACUUCUCUCAUAAACCCAGCUUUAAAUGACCUUAAGGCUUGAGGUUUUUUUUAACAGAACACACCAGUGAAUCUGUGCUGCUGUGUAGCUGCUCUAUUUAAAAAGACCACUCUAUCAAUAACUGUUACAAAUAUAUGAUCAAGAAUUAUAUUAUAAACAGUUAAAAGAACAAAAAAAGUUCCAGUUCUUACCUGUCUUUCACUUUUCAUUGCACUCUUGACUUUUUCGUGAUUGUGAUUGUCAUGUCUUUAUUUUUCCCUCUGUAGGAUGACUCUGGGAGAUGUUUCCCUGGAGAGCCAGAGGAGGAGCAGACGUUUGCCUAUUUGAUAGUGGAUCCCUACAAGAGACACGUGACUUUGUUUUACCACCGCUACGGUGUGGGAAACUUGACAGGGUGAGGGGGGAAGAGGUGAAACAAAGGCCUGUGUCCUGUCAGUCCUUUUUUUUGCUGAUGUUCGGAGUCUUCAAGUGGUCAGUGUUUUCAACUGUUAGGAACCUGCUGUUUCAGUUAGCUUUGGCGCCUCUGUGGAGCUUUAUAGAGGCACAAAGUAGUGUUUCUUAACAAAUGGUGUUUGAGUUCAAGGGCCUGUGUGCAGCUAGUGCCACAGUGGACACAGACCAGGGUAUGUUAAAAUUUUCACAUUCUUAAUAACACUAGCUAGAUUUUUUUUUUACUCUGAACAUGUCAUGGUAAAAUGUUGAAAAACUCUAAAUAAAACAAGAGAUAAGAGCCAG